AUGACGAUAACCAUGCUGUUGUCAAUUGGUAUAGGCCUGUAUUUUCGGUUCAGUGGUGGGAAGCAGAAAACGAAUGAGGAAUAUCUAAUGGCGAAUCGAAAUAUGUCAAUACUGCCUGUAGCCGUUUCGUUGAUGGCAUCAUUUGUAUCAGCAAUAACGCUAUUGGGGAUAUCAGCUGAGAAUUACUACUACGGGAUGCAGUUUGUAGUUAUAAACAUAUCCUACUUCCUCGCCACUCCUGUAGCGUCAAGAUAUUACUUGCCAGUAUUCUUCGGCCUACAGAAGACGAGCACAUACGAAUACUUGGAGAUGAGGUUCGGUCCGCGGAUACGGAUGUUGGCAUCGUUGACUUACACCUUACAAAUGAUUUUGUACAACGGAAUCGUGUUAUAUGCACCCUCCAUUGUCCUAGAAUCGGUGACUGGUAUGGACCGUGUGAUUUCCAUAUUGGUCGUGGGAUUGGUAUGCACGUUUUACUCCACGAUCGGUGGUAUGAAAGCGGUCCUCUUCACGGAUCUGCUGCAGUCUUUUCUCAUGUUCGCAUCUGUGGUUAGCGUUCUGAUAUUCGCUUCGAUACAAGUCGGUGGCUUUGGAAACAUAUUCGCUAUAGCCAAGGAAGGCGGGCGAUUAGAUUUUUCGCAUGUGACAUUGGACCCAACGGAAAGGCACACUUGGUGGUCUUUAAUUAUUGGCGGCUUCAUUAUGUAUCUGUCCUUAUAUGCCGUCAAUCAUACACAGGUACAACGACUAUUAACAGUCAGCACGUUAUCCCGUUCUCAACAAUGCAUGUGGUGGAGCUGGCCCGUGCUAUCUGUCCUCAGUAUAGUUACUUGCGUCAGUGGACUGGCCAUCUACGCAGUGUAUAAGGACUGUGAUCCGUACGCCUCUGGACAAAUAGUCGCGAUAGAUCAGCUGAUGCCGUACUACGUGGUGGAUGCGAUGCGAUCGGUGCCUGGUCUCGCUGGUCUGUUCGUAGCUGGUAUCUUCAGUGCAUCUCUAUCAACUAUAUCCGCCUCCUGCAAUGCCCUUGCUGCUGUCACACUAACUGAUUAUGUUAGCAGGUGGUGUAACAUCAACGAGCUAUACGUACCCUGGGUGACUAAAAUAGCGGCGUGUGGUUAUGGUUUGUUGUUCCUAGCUCUGGCCUUCUUGGCGGAAUACUUGGGGGGAGUACUUCAAGCCGCUUUCACAAUAUUCAGCGCUGUGGGUGGUCCACUCUUCGGUGUCUUUACUUUGGGGAUGUUCACAACGUAUGCUACAGAGAUGGGUGUAUCAGUUGCUUUAUUGAGUGGCAUGUCUCUCACGCUUUGGAUGAACUUCGGCGGCCCUCGUCCACCGCUGGUGAAGCUCCCAAUAAGCGUUACAAGUUGUGCGAUGAACGUCACCCUGGCACCGACACCAGCUGUUCAUCCCGAUGACUAUUUCUACCUUUACCGAAUCUCCUAUAUGUGGUCAAGUCCGAUUGGCUUCGUAUGGGUUCUUGUUGUGGGCUCAAUAAUAUCUCUUGUGUGGCGUCAAAUGCAGCCCUGGGAGCGAGCAGGCAAGCUGCACCCCGACCCUCAGCUGUUCACCCCACCUUUAGCUAGAUGGCUCCGAGCUAAAUACAGAGAGGAACAGAGCGUUCAGCUGAAUCUCAUUAAGAAAAGUGGAAAGUAG
Molecule: messenger RNA, 1656 nt
Organism: Leptosia nina
Lineage: Eukaryota; Metazoa; Arthropoda; Insecta; Lepidoptera; Pieridae
Source: the annotation of a GenBank genome assembly